Messenger RNA from Lathyrus sativus (Indian pea), 813 nucleotides. The record is from the annotation of a GenBank genome assembly. NCBI's taxonomy places the organism in Eukaryota, Viridiplantae, Streptophyta, Magnoliopsida, Fabales, Fabaceae.
AUGUUCCAUUUCCGCAUAAGCAACACCGUAGUCGGUGCUCUCAACAUACUCUCUUUAGUCCUCGGCCUCGCCGCCAUCGCUUCCUCCGCCUACAUCCACAUCCGCGGCGGUUCCGACUGUCAAAAGGUGCUUCAGUACCCACUCCUAAUCGGCGGUAUAUUCGUCGUCAUCGUGUCCGGACUCGGAAUCGCAGGAUCUCUAUUCGGAAACAACACGGCACUCUACAGUUACCUUCUGGUGACAUUCUUGGUUGUGGUCGGACUUGCUUUCUUCACUGUGUUUGCUUUGUUUGUCACCAAUAGAAGAGUGGGAAAACAGAUAUCUGGUAAAGGAUAUGGUGAGUAUAAAGUCGCUGAUUUCUCUCACUGGUUGCAAUAUUAUGUUGUGAAUGAAGAGAAUUGGGAUGAAUUCAAAAGCUGUUUGAUGGAUGCUCAUGUUUGCCAGAAUCUCGCCUUCAAUGGUGGUCGGAAUAACGACUCUCUCAUCUUCAAACACUUGUCCACAACCCAGACCGGGUGCUGUAAGCCACCGGUGUCUUGUGGGUUUACGAUGAAGAAUGCUACGUUUUGGGAAGUGCCGAAGUCGGGUUUGGCUGCGAAUAACUCUGAUUGUGCCAUAUGGAAUAAUAGACAAGACAAACUGUGUUAUGAUUGCAAUGCAUGCAAAGGAGGAGUGUUGGCUAAUAUAAGGAACCAAUGGAGACAUUUAACUGUGUUCAAUGCUGUUGUGCUUGUACUUGUUACUGUCAUUUAUGCGAUGGGAUGCUAUGUCAUCAGGAACAACAGAAUGGAUUCGCGCAUCCAACAUCCUUAA